Messenger RNA from Cydia amplana, 1229 nucleotides. It is a transcript of the gene beg, whose product is annotated as probable malonyl-CoA-acyl carrier protein transacylase, mitochondrial. NCBI's taxonomy places the organism in Eukaryota, Metazoa, Arthropoda, Insecta, Lepidoptera, Tortricidae. The transcript is spliced from 6 exons. Bases 76 to 1221 code for a protein of 381 amino acids. Gene Ontology annotation, molecular function: transferase activity. The record is from RefSeq and is a predicted model, not a curated record.
AGAAGGGUGAAUGUUUGUGCAAAAGUUUAAUGAAGUUUUCUCUACAAAUACCACGGUUAAGUUUGUAUCGUACGGAUGCUCUGUGCGAGGCGGGUAUGGAGCGCGGGCUCGCUCCGCCGGGGCCUGGCGAGCGGUGACGACAGUCCCUUAAAGCGGCUACUUGACGGCGCUGCCACGUACGGGGAGCCGGCUGCGCAGGGCGAGGGAGAGUUGCAAUGGGCCACACAACCGUAUGCGCGCCGCGGUCCUGAGGCGCCGGUACGACGGGUGGAGCCCGCGGAUACUACGGUGCUUCUGUUCCCGGGACAAGGCUCGCAGCGCGUCGGCAUGGGCCGCAAGUUGGCGCACUUGCCGGCUGCCAGAGACCUUUAUGAACUUGCUUCUAAAAUACUGGGAUGGGAUGUCUGGCGCGUGUGCACCGAAGGCCCAGCGGACGAGCUGAACGCGCGCUGCCAGCCGGCCAUCGUGGUGACGUCCCUGGCCGCGCUGGAGGCGCUGCGCGACACGCGGCCGGCGGCGCUGGAGCGGGCGCGGGCGGCGGCGGGGUUCUCGCUCGGGGAGCUCACGGCGCUCGUGUGGGCGGGCGCGCUGCCGCUAGAGCGCGCGCUGCGGCUCGCCGAGAUACGGCAGACCGCUAUGGCGGCGGCGGCGAAGGAACGUCCUCAGGCUUUGCUAACAGUAUGGCUGGCCGCCGACGCUAACCUGCCUCACGCAAUGCUUCGCGCAAGGGAACACGCAGAAACACGGGGCCUAUCCGACCCUGUGUGUCAGGUCGCCAACUAUCUAUACCCACACUGCAAGGUAGUCGGCGGCGACGAAGAAGCCCUAAAAUUCCUCGAGAAACGCGGCUCAGAGUUCGGCAUUCGGCGCUCAGCGCGCGUCGCUGGUGCCGCCGGUGCCUUCCAUACACCUCUCAUGGCGCCCGUCACUAAUGUACUGAAAGAGGCGCUAAAAUCAUGUGAAGCGGAGGCACCGAGAGUUAAAGUGGUGUCAGCUGUGGAUGCCAAACCUUAUGGCGACGCUAGAGCGGUCCGAAAAACGCUAGCCAAACACGCAGCGUCCCCGCAGCGUUGGGAACAAACGCUGCACGCGCUAUACGCGCGGCCACAUGGCGAGCGCUUCCCGCUCACCGCGGCGCUCGGCCCCGGUACGGCGCUUCGGGCCACGCUCAAACAAGUCAACGCCAAAGCGUGGGACUCCUCCAUACAGAUCGAUGUCUAGACUGACUU